CAAAUUGAAAGAAAGCAUCUCUGAUCUCUCUCUCUCAGACACACUCACCACUCAUCAUUUUCUUGCUUACAGAAGAUCAUAGGUGUUAGUCUUUGACUUUUACAAUCACCAAUAUAUGGCGGCCAUAAUCGGUUGCUCCUCUUCUCCUUUCCGUCACUUCCAACUCAACACAAAUCCCAAGUUGAGGUUACCGCAGUUUGUCAACAAGCAAAGUGUUGCUCACCUGACCAUUUCUGAUCAAGACAAAUCAUAUGGGCAUCUACUUGGAGUACCAAAGUUAAGAGCAAGGCUCCAGAAACCGCAGACUGCGCUUUUUGUUGGUUCUGAGGAUCACUCACAAAUCAGUUGUCUCCAAAGAACUCCUAAAGACAUCUUUCCAAUUGGCAACUCAUGUUUUCAUAUAUCAGGAAAGAAUGGAAGAAAGCCAGUUGUCUCAUUCUGUAACCGUCCAUUUAACAGAGAUAAUGAAGUCAUUUCAUCAAAUUCAAAAAGGACUCGGAUCAGCAUAUCAUCGCUUAUGGUCCCUUAUGUCCUAGUUGCUUCUUUCCUUUAUCCUCAACUUAUUUUACCUGAAGUAAUCCCUAAAACUUCUGGAAACUCAUCAUUAACAAUUUUCCUCCUAUUAUUCUUCACGGAAGCAACUUUCUAUUAUGGAGUUGCGGUUUUUCUUCUUAUGCUAGACCGUUUAAUGAGACCCAAACAACUGGAUCUUUCUGCAAACAACAGUAAUACUCUGAGCCUACAAUUGGAACAGCGAAUGUCUUUUGAUAUUGCCCUGGUUGUGCCUAGACUGGUUAGUAUUGCAAUUCCGUUGGUCACAAUGGGUUUGACCUGGCCAUGGACUGGCCCUGUAGUUCCUGCAACUAUUUUUCCAUACCUGGUUGGUAUAGUGGUCCAAUUCAAAUAUGAGCAGAUUGCAAGAUAUUGGAAGUCACCAUCAUGGGUUGCUAUUCCUUUUAUCUUUCAUGCAUAUAGAUUGCACCAAAUACAUCGAGCAGCAAAAUUUCUAACAGUUAUAUCAUUUCAAGUUAAGAAGGGGUAUAGCAAACUGCCUGUAGCCAGGGGUUCUUUGUCAACAACUACAAAUGCCUUUCGUAUCCUUAUUGUGAUUUGGAUUUGGUCUUUCUCAAGCUUCCUCAUGAGAUUCCUAACUUCUGCUUCUGCUUCUACAACUAAGCAGUGAUGCCUAGAUGAUGUAAGGUUUGUUCACAAUAUCAUCUCACUGUUCAAAACAGACCCCGGGUCAUCUUUGGGCCGAAUAUUUCUAUAUGUACUUUGUCUUUGGUUGCUUUUUUGUGUGUGUGAUAAAAACUAGACAAUCUGAUUAGGCGCUGAUCCUCUAACUAGUCUAAUACUGAUAAUUGUGGUUGCUAGAACUUGUAAAUGAGGAUUUAAAUACAGAAAAAGCAAAUGAAGGGAUAUUGUUUGCAGUUCUGUUUUUGCAUACAUGUUAGAACACGUAUGAUUUGUUUGUCCUAGUUACGUCUUGCCUUUGUACCCAGAUUCGUUAAA
This is a messenger RNA of Glycine soja, 1512 nucleotides long. RefSeq lists its product as uncharacterized. Gene Ontology annotation, cellular component: chloroplast. Bases 116 to 1183 code for a protein of 355 amino acids. The record is from RefSeq and is a predicted model, not a curated record. The transcript is spliced from 5 exons. Lineage: Eukaryota; Viridiplantae; Streptophyta; Magnoliopsida; Fabales; Fabaceae.